This is a messenger RNA of Orbicella faveolata, 5895 nucleotides long. Its product is annotated as ATP-binding cassette sub-family C member 4-like. Gene Ontology annotation, cellular component: membrane. NCBI's taxonomy places the organism in Eukaryota, Metazoa, Cnidaria, Anthozoa, Scleractinia, Merulinidae. Gene Ontology annotation, molecular function: ABC-type transporter activity; ATP binding; ATP hydrolysis activity. Gene Ontology annotation, biological process: transmembrane transport. The record is from RefSeq and is a predicted model, not a curated record.
AAAUCUGCCAGCUCUUCGUUGUACUUUGAUGGAUUUGCUUCACAAGUCACAACCAGUGGGGCUUUGACCCUAAGUUUAAUUAACCCUAGGCUUCUUACUUCCCACAGACCACAGACCACAACAAGCUUUAUUCAUAAUUAGCACUCUGAUCGAAAACGUCACGAUAUAGUUUCGAUUACGUCCCUGAACGAGUUUGAAUUUCGAAUAUCUCAAAAUUACCACUGAGGUUUUUCGAGUACAGAUUCGAUCAAGUAUUUUUAUAUGAUUAGUUUGUAAACACUGCUACACCCUUACGGGUCAUGUGUGCUGAAAAUAGCACUUAUUACAUAAUGGAAAUCUUUAUGUGAAACUGAUCGUACAAAAAACGUUUCUAUUCAUUGUAAUCCAAUGUUAACUGAUUGAAAGGCUAGUUAUGAAGACAUUUUUCAAGCCAGACAGAUGCAUACUAGACCAUAGGAGAUGGAUGAGGAAGAUUUAGUUGAUGUUAAGAUUCCACCUCCUGAUGAUGGCAGUGAUAGUGAGAGUGAGAAGGACCAUAAAGAUUGUUUACUGGAGGAGAAGAGAAGAGACAGUGAUCCAGGAAUUAAGCCUUCACCUAUGCCUGGGGUCAAUCUUCUCUCUAGAUUUGUAACAUUUUGGUGGUUAAACCCUCUCUUAUCUCUUGGAAGUAAAAGACCCCUUGAAGCAGAAGAUUUUUAUGGGCUUAGAUCACAUGAUUCAACUGCAGUAGUUGGAGAUCAACUUCAAAGGGAGUGGGAGAAGGAAAAAUACAAUGCAGACGAAAAAGGAAGAACUCCAAGCCUUCUGCGAGCUGUUAUCAGGGCAUUUGGAAAAGGCUAUAUAGCUCUUGGUAUUUUGGCAAUAAUCACUGACACAUUAAGGAUAGUUCAGCCCAUCUUCCUUGGCUUCCUUAUAACCUAUUUCAACCAAAAAACCACUACAACACAGACACAAGCCUUCCUGUAUGCAUUGGGAGUUUGUGUAUGCAGCAUCUUGUCCAGUUUUUUGAUGACACCAUUCACAUUCCUACGACAGUGCUAUGGCAUGAGAGUAAGGAUUGCCUGCACAUCUCUUGUGUACAACAAGGUGUUGAGACUAAGCAGUGCAGCACUGGCAAGUACAACCACUGGCAACAUUGUAAACCUGGUUUCUUCUGACACUCAGAAGUUUGACUGGGCUUGUUUCUUCCUCCACUACCUGAUACUUGGGCCAGUAGAAGCACUUGCUGUACUUGGACUUCUGUGGAGAGAGAUUGGUGCCUCAUCUCUUGCUGGCAUGGGGCUUUUGUUUAUUUUGGUUCCCAUGCAAAUUAAAAUGGGUGAUGCUCUCAUGUAUUUCAGGCGUCAAGUUUCCCGUUUAAUCGAUGAGCGUGUGAAAGUGAUGAAUGAAGUAAUUAGUGGUAUGCGAGUGAUUAAAUUGUAUACUUGGGAGGAUUCAAUAACUCAGCGGAUCAGCAAAAUAAGGAUCUCUGAGCUUUCCUGGUUUCGCAAGCUGGCCUAUGUACGUGGUGCAUUUAUGUCAUUCUUCUUCAGUUCUUCAGUGUUGGUUACUUUUGUGACAUUCAUGACCUAUGUGUUAACUGGUGAAAUUUUAACUGCCCAGAAGGUCUUCACUUGUCUAUCACUAUUCAACUCUGUUCGCUUAGUAAUGGCACUGUUUUUUCCUGUUGCCAUUACUCUCAUGAAUGAAGGAAGAGUCUCUAUUGAGCGAAUUCAAAAACUACUACUUCUAGAUGAGUUACACUCUCCGGGAUUGACAACAUCAAACUUGAGGCCUAAACCUCAAGACUGUGGCAUUAAAGCCGAAAAUAUAUAUGCUAGCUGGAGUAAGGAACAGAAGCCGACCCUCAGCAAUCUUAGCUUUGAAGUUGCACCGGGUGAACUACUAGCAAUUAUUGGACCAGUUGGUUCUGGAAAGACUUCUCUUCUGUUGUCUAUUUUGGGGGAACUACCUAUGUCUGAAGGCCAAAUUACUGUGAGGGGCAAAAUUGGUUAUGCAUCACAGCAGGCUUGGAUUUAUAAUGGCUCAUUACGGCAAAACAUUAUCUUUGGAGGUGAAUAUGAAGAGGGCAGGUACUAUGAAGUGAUCAAGACUUGUGCACUGCAAAAGGAUAUUGACUUGUUAGCUGAAGGUGACAUGACUCUUGUUGGAGAACGAGGUGUCUCCCUGAGUGGAGGGCAAAGGGCAAGAGUAAAUUUGGCAAGGGCUGUGUAUGCUGAUGCUGAUAUUUAUCUUAUGGAUGAUCCCCUCAGUGCUGUAGAUGCAGAUGUUGGAAGACAUUUGUUUGAUAAGUGCAUCUGUGGUUAUUUGUCAAGCAAACCUCGUAUCUUGGUUACCCAUCAGCUGCAGUAUUUGAAGGAGGCUGACGAGCUGCUAGUCCUGUCAGACGGUGAAUGCAUUGGCCAGGGCACAUAUCAAGAUCUUUCUAAAUCUGGCAUUGACUUCAUGGCACUACUAAUUGAGGAAGACGAAGAUGAUUCUGCCAUCGAAUCUGAUGACGAACCAAAUCAAAUGGAGCGUAAAAUGAAACGAACAUUAAGUCGCCUUCACAGUCAUAGUCUUUCUCUGGCUCGUGCGGACAGUGUGCAGUCACGCUCCUCUCACAGGACAAGCCUCCUGAUGGAAAGUCAGUUAUCAAUUUUAACCUCAGAAACUGAAAUCUCCAUUUUUGACGAGGAUAUCCUUCCCAAAGAAACUAAGCAAGAGGGAGCCGUCACUAGGGAUACGUAUCUUCAGUAUUUCAAGUCUUUGCAUAGCCUGGCAGCUUCUAUGUUUGUUCUAUUUUUGUUUGCAGUAACGCAGGUCGUUUUUAUGAUGGCCGAUGUGUGGUUAUCUUAUUGGUGUAAUGAGGAGGAAGAGUAUUUACUUGCAACACUUGAUACAAAUAAUAGCACCAGCUCCAGUGAAGUGCAAGAACUGGACCGUGAUCUUUAUCUUGGCGUUUACGCUGUCUUUGUGAUUUGCCUGCUGUUGUUUACAUUGCUAAGGACGCAGCUUUUCUUUAAACUGACCAUUGUAGCCUCAAGGAAGCUUCACCUGAGGAUGUUUAGUGCUCUCUUGCGGGCGCCAUCUUAUUUUUUCGACACUAACUCCAUAGGUCGUAUUUUAAACAGAUUUUCCAAAGAUAUGGGAUUUGUUGACGACAUGAUGCCGUUCACAUACUGUGAUUUUUUGCAGACCUUGUUUGUUGUUGUUGGCAUUUUGGCGUUAGUGGCCGGUAACAAUCCUAUCACAUUUGUUGUUGUUGUUCCUGUUGUCAUCAUCUUCUGGAUUUUGAGAACUUACUACAUGAAAACAUCUCGAGAAGUAAAAAGAAUCGAAGGAAUAAGCCGUAGCCCAUUAUUUGGUCAUUUUUCUACCACUCUGCUUGGCCUGGACACUAUUCGUGCAUUCGGUGUGGAGGAGGUGUUCACGGAUCAAAUGAACUCUUACCAAGACGCACACACCAGAGCCUGGUUCACGUUUAUCUCUACUUCAGCCUGGCUCUCCUACAGGCUUGAUAUACUCUGUGUCAUCUUCAUUUCCUUUGUGGCAUUAGUUUCUCCUGCUUUGAAAUCAUCCUUGAGUGCUGGUGUGGUUGGUCUUACGCUGAGCUAUGCCAUCAAGAUAUCAGGAGUGUUUCAGCAGUGCGUCAAACAAAGUGCAGAAGUCGAAAAUUUGAUGACAUCUGUCGAGCGCAUUUUGGAAUACUGCAGCCUUGAACCAGAAGCGCCAAGAGAGACUGAUACUAAACCUCCUGCCGACUGGCCUUCCAAAGGCGAAAUAGAGUUUGAUAAUAUGAGCUUUAAAUAUCACAAAUCUUUACCCCGGGUGCUGCACAGCAUCUCGUGCUGCAUCAAACCACAUGAGAAGAUCGGUGUGGUGGGCCGCACAGGGGCCGGGAAGUCUUCAUUACUAUCAACUUUGUUCCGCUUGGCAGAACCAACCGGAGCUAUAAAUAUCGAUGGUGUCAACAUACAGCAAAUAGGGUUGAAAGACCUGAGGAGUAAACUGUCUAUCAUCCCACAGGAGCCUGUACUUUUCAGUGGCACCAUGAGAAGAAACAUUGAUCCCUUCAGUGAGCACAGUGAUUUAGAAUUGUGGAGAGUUUUAGAACAGGUGCAGUUGAAAUCUGCCGUCGAAAGCAUGAAGGGCAUGGACACUGAGUUUGCCGAGGCUGGUUCAAACUUCAGCGUGGGACAGCGGCAACUGGUUUGUUUAGCACGCGCCAUUUUGAAGCACAAUAAAAUCCUGGUGAUUGAUGAAGCCACAGCAAACGUAGACCCGAGGACAGAUACUUUAAUCCAGGCCACCAUCCGUGAAAAGUUCAAGAAGUGCACUGUACUAACGAUAGCUCACCGUCUUCACACCAUUAUGGAUUCAGACAGAGUUAUGGUUUUAGACGCAGGAAGGUUAAAAGAAUUCGACGCUCCCUAUACACUCCUGAAAAACCCUCGAUCAACGUUUGCGCAAUUAGUAGCUCAGACAGGACCGCUGGAAUCCAAAAGGCUCUUUGAAAUAGCUCGCCAAAAAUAUUAUUCAAAGAAGGCCAUACCGGAAACACAGGAGGAGGAGUUUGUGGAUGGGUUCCAGUCUCCCACUGCAGUAAGCCUGAUUGUCCCUAAUGGGACUGUUAACGAACGCCAACCUGAACUUCAGUUCGAGUCAACUGUUUGAUUUAAAUAUUAAACGCCUACUUUAUCGUACAUAUACAGUAACACAGAACAUGAAUAUACUAUUCUCUGAACUCUGUCGACUAUAAAUUACACCAUUUCAUUUUUUUAAUCAUCACGUUUAAGAUUUAACACAUUUAAUCUAUAAGUAAUAUAUAAGCCAACCAGUUAUAAAUAGAUUAAUAGUGAUUAAUCAGAUAUUGUUGAUUGGAUAUCAGUUCAGUUCCUAACAAACCCAUUUACUUGAAAAACCAGAAAGAAACGCUCCUCCUACUCCCCCAAAGUGUAAAGAUGUGGAAUGUUUUCGGAUUCUUUUUGUAGUAUUCUCUCUCUGUCUCCAAAUCAGCUCAUAGGUAUUUGUAAGCAGUUGAAGCAGUUUUCAAUUGAGCGUCGUAAAACCAAGACCAAAGUUAUCACUUUAGCCAAUCGCAGAGGACACGGAAAAUCCAGUGAACCAAUCAAAGUUCGAAGUAAUUACGUGUAGCUGACGCAAAGCGCGGGAAAACGCGUGCGAUUGAGUAACUAUUGGAUUUGGCUUUACUUCUGAUUGGAUGAAAAAGUGGCGCGAGUUUUUAAGCCAAUCAUAUAGUUAGGCAAAACCAAUUACUUUUCGACACUCAAAUGAAAAACGCUCUGUUGUAGAUCGAAUAUUUUGCCUCAAUUGAAAAUCAGAAGAAAACUGUAAGAAAUGUUAGUUUGUUUUGUUCGUUAGUAAAUCUGGAAAAUCCUAUUCAUAGACCAUGCAAACCUUCAUCCCGUGUUAUUUAUAAAUGCAAGUGUUGGAGAGGCAACACACUUGAGCACACGCGGGCUGCAACAUGAAAAUUCGAAACUCACUAGUCAUCCUUAACCAACAAGACAGAAGAACAAAACAACAACAAAGCAACAAUUUCUUGAGGGCAAAAGAUCCUCCUCUGAACCUUGAAGUUUGUUUUUAAUCUAGUCACACUCGGAACAGCUCAUCUUGCAUUCAGUAUGAAUAAGCAACGUGGGUUUUCUCUCCCAACAUUCAAUUUUAGAUGACUAAAUGUUUUAUCGUGUUUAGCCUUUCAUAUUUCAUAUUUUUCCUAUCCGUAGCGAACAUCCCAUUCUACAGAGAUCUCUAUCCUAAAUACUGUACCUGAAAUUGGAUUAGUAUUUUAAUUUAUUUUUAAAUAUGUUUUUUAAAAAAAUAUGCGAGAGUUCUAGACUUAUACGAACCUAUAGAAAUGAGUAGAUCAUUGACUGAUAUGAUUAUUUCUCA